GCAUUUAUACCCUGCUAUUGAGCUCAUCUAUUGGUUCAUUUCAACGCCAAAGAUCUAAAAUUUAAGCCACAACCCUUCUUCUUUGUUGGGUCAUUAAGCUUUUUGUAUCUGGAAAAACUUUUUUAUAUUUGCAUAGAGAGAGAGAGAGAGAGAGAGGAAGAAACAAAGGGCAAAGACAAUGGAAGUGGCUCAGAUGCAAAGAAGUUUGGUGGACUACACAAAGACCUUGUUUAUGGAGGGUUUCUUGGAUGCUCAGUUUUUACAGCUUCAACAGCUUCAAGAUGAGAGCAACCCUGACUUUGUCGUUGAAGUUGUCUCUCUUUUCUUUGAUGAUUCUGAGAAACUUCUCAAUGAUCUCUCCAUGGCUUUAGAUCAGCCAAAUGUUGAUUUCAAAAAAGUUGAUGCUCAUGUUCAUCAAUUGAAGGGCAGUAGUUCCAGCAUUGGUGCACAGAAAGUAAAAGAUGCCUGCAUUGCAUUUCGCAACUUCUGCGAGGAGCAGAACAUCGAUGCGACCCUGAGAUGCCUUCAACAAGUGAAACAUGAGUAUUACCUUGUGAAGAACAAGCUUGAAACUUUUCUCGGGCUAGAGCAACAAAUCGUGGCGGCCGGUGGGUCGAUUCCGAUGAUUGAAAUGGGUUUUUGAAGACCAUAAACAUGAAGGGAAAGCAUGACUCCGGGGCGGUUUAUACAGUAGAAACAUUUGGUGUUUUUGUGAUUGCACUUCAGUUCUAUAAUUAUAAGGUUCCCUUUUUUAUUUGAACUUACCAAGUGAGCUUGUGGUUGUUUGAUGUUUGAUGAAAGAAUGAGAAUGUUUCUUACUAGUUUCUCAUCCCUAACCUUGGAAACUACCUUUCUGUUGAUAAUUUCCUCUUGAACUCUAUACUGUUUAUUC
This is a messenger RNA of Hibiscus syriacus, 892 nucleotides long. RefSeq names its product histidine-containing phosphotransfer protein 1-like. Lineage: Eukaryota; Viridiplantae; Streptophyta; Magnoliopsida; Malvales; Malvaceae. Bases 179 to 643 code for a protein of 154 amino acids. Gene Ontology annotation, cellular component: cytoplasm; nucleus. The transcript has 6 exons. The record is from RefSeq and is a predicted model, not a curated record. Gene Ontology annotation, biological process: phosphorylation; phosphorelay signal transduction system; cytokinin-activated signaling pathway. Gene Ontology annotation, molecular function: protein histidine kinase binding; histidine phosphotransfer kinase activity.